Messenger RNA from Prorocentrum cordatum, 1734 nucleotides. Lineage: Eukaryota; Dinophyceae; Prorocentrales; Prorocentraceae. The record is from the annotation of a GenBank genome assembly.
AUGUUCGGCCAGGCGUGCUUCGCCACAGUUCGUGCCAACCACCGCCGCCUGCAGCAGAUGCCCAACGAGAAGCAGGACAAGGCGCUGGCCCGCGUCGCCGCGAACUUCACCGAGCAGUCGAAGAUCUACCAGACCGUGGGCGUGCAGGACGACGUCGGCGUGACAAUGAGGAAGUACAAGCAGCUCAGGACACGAGGGUCUCAACAUGCACGGGGCCACGCGCGCUCUGACAACGAUCUCGACUCAGCUGACCUCUCGGACGACUUCCACGAGCUGCGCGAUCGCCAAGUGGUCGAGGACGCCCACGACAUGGCGGACACACGCAACCGCAAGCUGGUCUGGGUGAAAGAUCGUCACCGCCGACUCUCGGGCAACCAGACUUUGGAAAGGGCCAGACGCGGAGUCGGCGGUGGCCCGUCUUCGCCCGGCGGCGCAGAGCGCGCUCGCGGGCGGACGGAGCCAGCAGGCGACGAUGUUCAUGACCGCGACCCGCCUGGCAAGAAGCACAGGGGCAGCAAGAGUGGCGCUGCUGGCGCGGCGCUUCCAGACGACGGCGAGGGGAAGACCGAGGGCGGGGUGAAGUCCAGCGCGCAGGCGAUGGCCAUCGAGAUCCAGAAGAAGGACAUCGACGGCGACCUGCUCCCUUUGCAGCCCGCGGCCUUGGAGGGGGGCAUCGGCGCGACCCUCGAUAGCAUUAAGAAGCAGCUGGACAACGCCAAAAUGGUCAAGCCUCGCGAGACCAGUGGGCGCAUGGAAAGCGCGGCGGCGCUGCAGGCACAGCUGAAAGACCUCGCCAAGAGGAGGGGCGAGCCCAGGUCGGCCGUGAACUUCUGCGACAAGGAGGUCCGCGAUAAGGAGCGCGCGGACGGUCAGAAGGUUGACUGGGCCAAGUACGCCAACGAGAAGCGCCGGGUCAACGGUGGCUUCGGAAAGCUGCGCGGCAAGAAGUUGAGCCCGGUGAUCUACGCGCUGCAGGGGGCCGAGGGUGACGUCGUCGCCCAAUGCCUUGGGCUUGAGGACGACGGCCGCCAGACCGCCAUGGCGUUGGAGAUCGGGAAGCCGAGGGGGGAAGUCGACUUGGAUAAGUUUGCGUUUUGGCCCACUGGGCACGAGACCAUCGCAGAGCUCGCCAAGAUCUACGGCGACAGCCAGGUGGUCAAAGACAAGAUGGCAGCGAUGCAGGCCGCGCUGACCAGCAAUCCAUCGUGGGCAGGGGCCGUCGUGAACAUCGAGGGGCUGACUGACGCCGAGGAGUUCAAACGCAUCUUCGGCCAGGGGCCCUCCGCCUUCGCGCUGCCGGGCGUCGCGGCCAUGGUCUACGCAACAGAGAAGCCGGCCCAUGUCCAGUUGUCCGAGGUUGGCCCCGUCCUCGAGAAAGGCUUCUGCAUCAAGGAGUAUACGAAGUACUUGGAGUCAAGUGAUGGCCAGAGUUUCCUCGAUGCGAAUGCGUGGGCGGUUCGCCUGCAGCCGUUCUUGUUCUUCUACAUGCCCGACGGUUUCAUUGUGCUCCGGGCAAAAUUGGCCAAAGCAAAAGCCAAGGCUUCCGACAAAGCCGCCGACGCUGCCUUCCUCGCCUCGGCGCCUGCGUUCACGGACGCGCCCAGGCAGCUCGGGCCGAAGGUUCGAAAGGCCAUUCACUCGUACAACCUGGAGGUGAUCAAGAGCAAGGGCAAUGAUCCCAAGUGGGAGAACCGCGGCAUGAAGCUGAACGAAUACUUCAAUGACGCAUCGUGA